AUGCGAAAAAUAUCAACAUUCAGAGAAAAGAACAUUAACAAAUUUAGUAACGAUAAAAUGGGUUUUAUAGAUGAAUGUAUAGACAAGAAAGAUAAUAAUAAUAUGCGAAAUAUGAGUGAAAUUAUAGAAAAUAAAGUGGAUACAAAAUUCAAAGAAAAACAAUAUAUUUUUAAUCAAAUAAACGAGUUAACAAAUUAUGAAAAAGAUAUUUCAAAAACGUACAAAAAAAGAGCUUAUACUUUAGGGGCAAUAGAUGGGAUAGGAUCAAUAAGUAUAUUAAAUGCCCCUUUAAUAAAUCCAGAAAAUGCACAAGUUGAUCCUCCUAUUUUACAAUUACAUUCAACAACAAAUCUUAUAAAAAAUGUUCAUGUAAAAGCUAAUAAUGAAAAAAAUAUUGAUAAAGCAUAUAAAUAUCGAAACCAAAAUAGUAAUAAGGAUAUUAUAAAGAAUAUGAAACCAUUAUAUUCGAUCCCUGAAUAUGUUAUGAAUUCAUAUAUGUAUGAUAAUGAUAUGGAUAAAAAAGGAAAUGAUAAUAUCCCAAGUGACGAAAAUACGUGUCUAUUUCAAAAUGAGCAUCAUAAUUCAGAAAAAAAAUCAGUAAAAAAACAUACAAAUAAUGAAUUGAAAAACAAUGUAGAGAGUCAAAAUAGUAAUAUAAGCAUAAACAAAUCAGCAUAUUUUGAAAAGGAUGGAAUAGUUAAUAACAUAGAAGACCCUAUUCAAUAUGAAGAGAGCAAAAUAAAUUGUGUAUCAAAUAACAAUCUUGAAAAGGUAGAGGAAAAAAACAAUGGAAUGGAAACGAAUAAUGAUAAUAGAAACAACAAGAACAACGGUAAUAAUACAGAUGUUUCAAAAGAGGAUCACUUAAUGUACUCAAAAACAGUUUUAGUGGAAAAUUAUGAUAAUGAUAAUAAAAAAUAUUCAUAUAAGUAUGGCAGUGUUAUGAAAAAUAAAUAUACACAUGAAUAUACUCGCGUUGUAAAAAACGUUGCUAAUAGCCAUAAUGAAAAAUUAAAUCAAGAUGAAGAUAGGAUCGAAUUUUGUAAGUUAAGCCAAAUAAUGUCACUCACUUUAACAAAAACGCUCGAAGUUCUAGCUAAUGAGCGAUUCUCCUAA
Molecule: messenger RNA, 1116 nt
Organism: Plasmodium vinckei vinckei
Lineage: Eukaryota; Apicomplexa; Aconoidasida; Haemosporida; Plasmodiidae
Product: conserved Plasmodium protein, unknown function
Exons: 1
Coding region: 1-1116 (371 amino acids)
Source: RefSeq, a predicted model, not a curated record